Hemicordylus capensis (graceful crag lizard) is the source of this 7712-nucleotide messenger RNA. RefSeq names its product collagen type XI alpha 2 chain (gene COL11A2). The coding region runs from base 848 to 5641 and encodes 1597 amino acids. Gene Ontology annotation, molecular function: extracellular matrix structural constituent. The record is from RefSeq and is a predicted model, not a curated record. The transcript has 62 exons. Lineage: Eukaryota; Metazoa; Chordata; Lepidosauria; Squamata; Cordylidae.
UGCAACCUUGGAGAGCCGCUGCCAGUCACUGUAGGCAAUGCUGAGCUAGGUGGACCAGUGGACGAAUGAGACAGUUUCCUCCCUUCUUGUGAGGGCAGGGCACUCUGCACAUAGGGACAUAGGAAGCUGCCAUACCAGGUCAGACCAUCUAGCUCAGUCUUGUCUACACUGACUGCCAGCGACUUCUCCGAGGUUUCCGGCAGGAGUCUCUCCCAUCCUUCUUGGAGAUGCUGCCAGGGAGUGAACCUGGGGCCUUUUGCAUGCAAAGCAGAUGCUUUCCUCCUGAGCCAUGGCCCCAUCCCCUAAGGGGAAGAUCUCCCAGCGCUCAUAUUUCAUCACCCAUCCAAAUGUAAACCCAGGCAAACCGUGCUUUCCAAGGGGGACAGUUCAUGCUUGCUGCCUCAAGGCAUGUCCUCCACCCCAAAUGCACCUUGUACUCUAGCCAGGCUGCCCUAGUCGGCCAAGCCCUGAUUCUGGGCAGAACAACUGACAUAGUGACUCCAGGCAACAUAGCUCAGGGCUAGGCUUGGCACUAGCUGAGGAGGCAGGAAGGGAGAUUGAAGCGGGCAAGGAACAGGGGGAGUUGGUUCUUAGGGGUCGCAGUGGCCCCAGUCCUCUUGCUGCUGUUGAAUUUAUGCCUCUGUUUGUCUUUGCUUAUAUGUCGUGUGCUCUGUUGCUUCAUCAUCAUCAUCAUCAUCGUUGUCGACAUUAUCCUCAUCCUCACCUCUUUCAUCUCCUCCUUCAUCAUCAUCAUCAUCAUCAUCAUCAUCACCACCACCACUAGAAAGUGGCCAAGGCCAAGGCCACUGCCAAACCCAAAGCGAAGCAGCCCCAGAAACGCCAGUUAAUGGGCACAUCGCCCACGUACGCCAAGACAGGGGCCAAAAAUGGGAAGUACCCCACUAACUCGAAAUACCCUGGCAAUGGGAAGUCCCCCACCGGUGGGAAGUCUCCCGGCAACGGGAAGUCCUCAGGCAACGGGAAGUCCUACAGCGGUGGCAGUGCCAGUGCUAAGGCGAAAUCAGGGAGCAAAUCCUCAACUGCGAAAAACUCCCUGGGCAAAACAGGGAGCCAGGCGUACGCCGGCGCGGGUGGAGUCCGGAAGCCGGGGAACAGCUACCAGCAGGAUGUGGGUCUGCUCCCCACAGAAGAGCCCUGGGGGGCUCAUGAAUACCCUGACUACACCCUGCCUCCUGAGGUUGAUGGCACUUACUGGGAAGAGAACCCCACGGGGGAGGUAUCCCCUGCUGCACCCUCAUCACCACAGGUAGAGGAGGAAGUGCCCAGCUCACGUCCCACUGCGGAGGAAGUGUUCACAGAAGAGGAGGUGCCCAGUGUGGGGAUGGAGUAUGAAUACGCCUAUAAGAACUAUGACGAGGGGGCUGAGCCGUCGGAGCUGGGCCCGGUGCUCUCGGCUGAGGUUCCCCACAUUGGUGGUGCGGUGCGCGGAGCCAGAGGCUACAAAGGAGAGAAAGGGGAGCCCGCUGUCAUUGAACCGGGGAUGUUGGUGGAGGGCCCUCCCGGCCCAGAAGGACCUCCGGGCAUCAGUGGGCCACCAGGCACUCAGGGACCUCCCGGACCUCCUGGUGACUCUGGGGAGAGGGGUCCCCCAGGACGUGCUGGCCUCCCUGGGUCAGAUGGUGCACCCGGCCCCCCUGGCACUUCCAUGAUGCUUCCGUUCCGCUUUGGGAGCAGCGGCGGUGAUAAGGGGCCGGUCGUGGCAGCCCAAGAAGCCCAAGCCCAAGCCAUCCUGCAGCAAGCCCGGCUGGCCUUGCGUGGCCCUCCAGGACCGAUGGGGUACACAGGCCGCCCUGGGCCUUUGGGUCAGCCCGGCAGUCCUGGCUUGAAGGGAGAGCACGGAGACUUCGGUCCUCAGGGGCCACGGGGACCACAAGGCCUGACUGGCCCACCAGGAAAAUCGGGCCGGCGGGGUCGUGCUGGUGCUGAUGGAGCGCGAGGAAUGCCCGGGGAAUCUGGCGCCAAGGGUGACCGUGGGUUUGACGGACUCCCUGGCCUCCCGGGGGAUAAGGGACUCAGGGGUGAAAGUGGCUCUCAAGGCAUGCCUGGCCCCCAUGGAGAAGAUGGCGAGAGGGGAGAUGAUGGCGAAGUUGGACCACGUGGGCUUCCUGGAGAACCGGGACCCAGAGGUUUGCUUGGCCCCAAGGGGCCUCCAGGAAUCCCAGGACCCCCGGGUGUGCGCGGCAUGGACGGGCCACAUGGGCCGAAGGGGAAUCUGGGACCACAGGGAGAGCCAGGCCCCCCCGGUCAGCAGGGGGCUCCAGGAACUCAGGGAUUGCCUGGACCGCAAGGUGCUAUGGGGCCUCAUGGGGAAAAGGGCCCCAGGGGGAAACCUGGCCUGCCUGGGAUGCCCGGCUCUGAUGGUCCUCCUGGCCACCCUGGCAAAGAGGGUUACGCUGGCACCAAAGGAAACCAGGGCCCUUCCGGUCCGCAAGGCCCGAUUGGCUACCCGGGCCCUCGUGGUGGAAAGGGAGUUGACGGCAUCCGUGGCUUGAAAGGUCACAAGGGCGAGAAAGGGGAAGAAGGAUUCCCUGGCUUCAAGGGUGACAUGGGGGUGAAAGGCGACCGGGGGGAAGUUGGUGUCCCAGGAUCCCGAGGCGAGGAUGGUCCAGAAGGCCCCAAAGGCCGGACAGGCCCACCGGGAGACUCAGGGCCCCUUGGGCUUGUAGGAGAGAAGGGAAAGCUGGGCGUGCCAGGACUGCCUGGAUAUCCAGGGAGGCUGGGCCCCAAGGGCUCACAAGGUUUCCCUGGAUUCCCUGGGACCAAUGGCGAGAAGGGCGGGCGGGGUCUCUCUGGAAAGUUAGGACCCCGAGGAGAGCGUGGCCCCACGGGUCCCAGAGGCCAGCGUGGGCCACGAGGAGCCACAGGGAAGGCAGGAGCAAAGGGCACCUCUGGCAGUGAAGGACCAGCUGGACCCCCGGGUGAGCGGGGGCUACCAGGACCACAAGGGUCAAAUGGCUUCCCUGGACCCAAAGGACCCCCGGGCCCCGGUGGGAAGGACGGGCUCCCUGGCCAUCCUGGACAGCGAGGAGAAGUUGGAUUCCAAGGCAAAGCUGGGCCACCCGGAGGCCCAGGAGUUGUAGGACCCCAGGGCUCAGCAGGAGAAACAGGCCCCAUGGGGGAGAGAGGGCACCCGGGCCCACCUGGACCACCUGGGGAGCAAGGCCUGUCAGGACCAUCUGGAAAAGAAGGCACAAAGGGUGACCCUGGCCCCACUGGAGGCCCAGGAAAAGAUGGCCCAGCUGGACUGCGAGGUUUCCCUGGAGAACGUGGACUGCCCGGCACUGCUGGUGGCCCUGGAUUGAAAGGCAACGAGGGGCCAGCUGGGCCCCCAGGACCAGCCGGAUCUCCAGGGGAGAGGGGGGCAUCUGGCUCAGGAGGCCCCAUUGGACCCCCAGGGAGGCCUGGGCCACAAGGACCACCUGGCCCUGCUGGGGAGAAGGGUGUGCCUGGUGAGAAAGGCCCCAUUGGCCCCGCUGGCCGUGAUGGCGUCCAGGGCCCUGUCGGUUUGCCUGGCCCUGCUGGUCCCCCCGGGGGCCCAGGUGAGGAUGGCGAUAAGGGUGAAGUGGGAGAUCCGGGGCAGAAGGGCAGCAAAGGUGGAAAAGGGGAGCAUGGGCCACCGGGGCCUCCUGGGCCAUUGGGUCCUCUCGGGCAACCAGGAGCUGCGGGUGCUGAUGGAGAACCUGGAGCGAGGGGUCCCCAAGGCCACUUUGGGGCAAAGGGAGAUGAGGGGACGCGAGGCUUCAAUGGGCCUCCUGGGCCGAUCGGCUUGCAGGGUCUGCCAGGACCAUCUGGGGAAAAGGGAGAGACUGGAGACGUGGGUCCCAUGGGACCCCCGGGACCCCCAGGACCCCGAGGCCCAGCUGGACCUUCUGGAGCUGAUGGACCACAAGGCCCCCCAGGAGGCAUUGGAAACCUGGGCCCCCCAGGACAGAAGGGCGAGCCGGGUGAACAGGGUGGACCUGGGGUAACCGGAGAGCCAGGUGGCAAGGGCCCACGGGGUGAAAGAGGAGAGAAAGGAGAAGCUGGUGCUGCUGGCACAGCAGGGCCCCCUGGUGGAAAGGGGCCCCCCGGAGAUGAUGGACCCAAAGGCAACCCUGGGCCGGUUGGUUUCCCUGGAGAUCCAGGCCCCCCAGGUGAAAUGGGACCCCGGGGCCAAGAUGGAGCCAAAGGUGACCGGGGAGAAGAUGGUGAACCAGGAGAAGCGGGUUCUCCAGGUCCAACUGGUGAGAAUGGCCCUCCUGGUCCCCUGGGGAAGAGGGGCCCAGCUGGCACUCCAGGCCCCGAGGGGCGGCAGGGGGAGAAAGGUGCCAAGGGAGAGCCAGGUUCACUUGGAGCCCCCGGGAAGACUGGGCCGGUGGGGCCUCAGGGGUCACCAGGGAAGCCAGGAACAGAUGGCCUGAGGGGCAUCCCUGGAUCAGUUGGUGCACAAGGCAAACCAGGGAAAACAGGCCAGGCUGGGCCUCCAGGACCAGUGGGGCCCCCCGGCUUGCCUGGCUUGCGAGGUGACUCCGGACCCAAAGGAGAGAAGGGCCACCCUGGUCUCAUUGGCUUGAUCGGACCCCCUGGGGAACAAGGGGAGAAAGGAGACCGCGGCCUGCCCGGCCCUCAAGGCAGCACAGGGCAGAAAGGAGAAACUGGAAUCCCUGGCCCGUCCGGCCCCCUAGGUCCAGCAGGCCCCCCCGGACUUCCCGGUCCAGCUGGCCCCCAAGGUGCUAAAGGAGCCACGGGUCAAGCAGGCCCUAAAGGUCAACGUGGAGUCCCUGGUGUCCCUGGAAACCCGGGUCCCCCCGGGGAAGUCAUCCAGCCGCUGCCCAUCCAGAGGCCCAAGAAGAACAAGCGCUCCCUUGACGGCAGCCAGCUCUGGCCGGAGGAGGAGGAGGCGGCCUCGGACGCGGCUGGCCACUCGCCCUCCGAGGGCAUGGAGGAGAUCUACGGCUCCCUCAACUCCCUGCGGCAGGAGAUCGAGCACAUGCGGAAGCCGCUGGGCACUCCGGACAGCCCCGCCCGCACCUGCCAGGACCUGCAGCUCUGCCACCCUGAACUACCUGAUGGCGAAUACUGGAUUGACCCGAACCAGGGCUGCUCACGGGAUUCCUUCAAGGUCUACUGUAACUUCACUGCUGGGGGCGAGACCUGUGUUUUCCCCAGCCAGGAGACCCGGGAGGUGAAGAUGGCUACGUGGGAGAAGGAGACGCCCCAAAGCUGGUUCAGCCAAUUCAAGAAAGGCAGCAAGUUCUUCUACGCGGACGCGGACGGCAACCCUCUGGGCGUGGUGCAGCUGACCUUCCUGCGGCUCCUCAGCGUCUCGGCCCGGCAGAACUUCACCUACCACUGCCAGCGCUCGGUGGCCUGGCACAGCCGCGACUCCGCCACUGGGGGCUACCAGCACGCCCUGCGCUUCCUGGGCUCCAACGAGGAGGACAUGAGCUAUGACAACAGCCCCUACAUCAAGGCCCUGGAGGACGGCUGCGCGACACGGAAGGGAUCUGAGAAGACCCUCCUGGAGGUGAACACGCCCCUCGUGGAGCAGCUACCCCUGCUGGACGUGUACGUGACGGACUUUGGAGAGCCCAACCAGAGGUUCGGGUUUGAGGUGGGACCGGUGUGCUUCCUCGGCUAGAACGGAGACCCUCAACCUAUUGCGCCCUCCCGUGGUCUCCAGUGGAACUGCUCUGCUUCCCCUCCGUCCGUCAUCCUGAGCAGUGAGUGAACGAGACUCCUCCUGCCUCCCCACCAGCAGCAGCGACGCACCACCGCCCAGGGGAGUGAAGGCGUGGAGACCAAGGGACGUUCCACCUGGAACUGCGGGGUGUGGCAGACCAAAGAGACUCUGAGAUUUGGAUCAAACCCAUCUUUGUUUUAUUGUGUGUAGAAAGAGAGAGAAAUCCCACUGCUCCCCCCCCCCGCCAAUACUCCCCCGCUUCUGCAGUGGCCAGUGGAUCUUGCAGCUGGAAACUCAGCCCCAUAGAAGUCAUUGCCCCCUUUCCACUUGCCUAGCACAAGAACAGCUUCCCAGACGUGCCCCCUCCCUUUCUGAUACACUCUCCCUACAAGCUUCAUUGUCCACUGAACCCACCACUAGAGCCGAUCCACAUUUAACUCCCAGAUUGCAUAGGUGUGACCCUCUCUGAAGGCAGUAUCCCACCACCCACCUAUUUGUUCAAAAAUAAAUCAAAACCAUCCGCUUUAAACGUCUCCCAGUUAUGAACCUCAGCUCCCCAAACUAGGCUUUGCCAAAGUCCAGGUCUCCCCCCACCCACACAUCUGCAGCUCCCUCCAAGCAGAACACCCCUUCCUUCCCCCCUGCAUCCCACACCCCCUCUAAUAUGGGUGCCCCACUGUCUGGGCCUCCGGGGCCCCUUGGCUUCCUUCUGUCCCUGUUCUCUCCACUGGGGGGAGCGGUUGCCUUCCCCCCUCCCUUUGCUGCACACCAGCAAGGGGCAGCCUCUUUCAGUAGCCACUUGCAGCUCAGCAAAAGCCUUCAGGUUUUUCAAGGCCAGGAGGAAUUACAGGGGCCACAUCUGGAAGCCCCCUCUUGCCACAUCUAUAGCCAGUGCAGAAGGGUCCAUUUCCUGGGAGAAAGGAUCCCUGGGUGUGCAGAGCCUCCCAAGUCCCUCCUGGCUCGGCUUUCAAGAAGGCCCUGUUGAACAGCAUGCUGGAAGCAGCCGUCUCAUAGGGACGUAGAAAGCUGCCUGAUACCGAAUCUGCCCCUUGGUCAUCGAGUUCAGUAUUGUCUACACUGACUGGCAGCGGCUCUCCGAGGUUUCAGGCAGGGGGCGUAUCUGGAGAUGCAGCCAGAGAUUGAAGCUGGGACCUUCUGCAUGCUGUGGGCAUUCAUUCAGCACUUCUAAUAGACCAGGCCAGUUAGUCCUUUGAGAAGAGAAGCCUGCUGCACUUCCGGAAGGGCUGAUUAGCACUGGGGUGGAUGACCUUUGGGGCAGAACUUGCCUUCUUCUGAUCUAGCACAGAGGCAGGAGUAACAGCUGGCCUCCCCGUGACCACCACCCAAUAACAACCGUGGGGUGAGCUCCAGACACUGUUUAAACACUCCUCCGCCCCAUUCAUUUUAAGCAAGUGCUUCAUUCAUUUGCAUUAAAAUCACUGGGGCUUUUUAAAAAGCAUUUACAUUUUGUCUGGAAAGGAGGUUCCUUUCGCACAAAACCACCAGACCCAUGAGCCAGUGGAAUUCACCUCAACACCCAUUCCAUCCCCACCCCCCAUUCCUGCCCCCUUUUGCAGCCUGCAAGGUUGCAGCACAUUUCAAGGUGUCCCUUUGCCCCACGAGCAAAGACAAUGGAAGGAAAACUGUGUGGUUUUUAUUUUGUUUUUAUAAAAUUUAAAUUAAUUAUAUUAUUUAAAAGGAGUGGAUUUAAAACACAAAGACUUAUAUUCAUCUCCUGCUGUGCAUUUUCAGUCUUUAAAAAGAAAAAAAAACAUGGGGAAAAAGUGAGUUUCACACCCAGUUCUGGUGCUCGAGAAAUUAAAAAAAAAAAAUAAAAAAUAAAAAUUAUUUUCUCUUGGCCGCCUGCAAAUCCAAACUUUUUUUAGGGGUGCCCGACACACCUUUUUGCUUUUUUGUUUUCUAAAAAGCAGCAAGGGCGCCCCCUGGUGCUGGAAUCAGGCAGCUCACCGUGUAAUGUUUUGUAAGUAAUUGUGGAAAUUGUAUUGUGUAAUAGAUAAUCUAUAAUUUU